AUGGCCACCAACUCGAUGCAUAACUUGACGACGCUCAUUAAGAGGCUCGAAGCUGCCACAUCACGUCUCGAGGAUAUAGCCCAGUCAACAUUCGAACUGCCCCAGGCCGUCCCGGCGCUCCAGCAGACGCUGCCCCCUGCUCCCGUGUCUUCUGCGCCUACUCCUGCUCCUCCAGCUCCGGCACCACCAGCCCCGGCGCCGCCUGCCCCCGUCGCUCCUCCUGAGCCGCUCCCCGAAUCGAUCGAAGAAUUCGACAACUUCAUCAGCCAAUCCGUCGAGAAUUGGGCCAAAAUCAGCAAUGCUAUCGGUGGUCUGGUUGCCGAGCAGGCGGCCAAGGUCGUCCAGGGAUUCAAAGAGCAGCGCAAAUUCCUGCUCAUAACCACGAAAGCCAAGAAGCCCGACAUGUCUGGCGCCGACAUGUCAGUCUUCCAGGAUCUCGUCAAGCCCAUCGGCGACCUCAUGGCCGCCGUCGGUAACAUCAAGGACUCGAACCGAGGCUCGCCGGUCUACGACAACCUAGCCACCGUGGCUGAGAGCAUCCUCGCCUUGGCUUGGGUGACCAUCGACGCGAGGCCGUUUAAGCAUGUCGAGGAGAGCCUCGGGUCCGCCCAGUUCUUUGGCAACAAGAUCCUCACGGCGAACAAGAACAAGGAUGACCGGCAGGUUGAAUGGGUGAAAGCUUACUACCAGAUCUUCCGCGAUCUCGCCGACUAUGUGAAAAACUACUUCCCCAACGGCAUCCCGUGGAAUCCCAAGGGGCAGCCCGCGGCCGAGGUAGCCAAGGCCCUGUCUUCUGCCGCGUCAACCACACCGGCCCCCGCUUCUGGCGGCGCGCCCCCUCCUCCUCCGCCCCCUCCGCCUGGCCCGCCUCCGGUCCUCAAGAUCAACGAGCAAAAGCCCGAGCCCGGUCCCGCCGCGGGCUUCAACGCCGUCUUUGCGGAGCUCAACAAGGGCGAGGCAGUCACCAAAGGGCUCAGAAAAGUCGACAAGUCCGAAAUGACGCACAAGAACCCGUCCCUACGCGCGGGCUCCACCGUCCCCGAGAACUCGAGCGCCGUCCGCGGAAAGAGCCCCGCGCCAGGCAAGAAGCCCAAGCCUGAAAGCAUGCGGGUCAAGAAGCCGCCCAAGAAGGAGCUCGAGGGAAACAAGUGGACAAUCGAAAACUUUGACUCCCCCACCUCCCCCCUCGAAAUCGACGUCUCCCUCUCCCACUCCCUCCUCAUCUCCAAAUGCACCAACACAACCAUCAUCCUCAAAGGCAAAGCCAACGCCGUGACGGUCGAAAACACCUCCCGCUUGUCGCUCGUCGUCGAUUCGCUGGUGUCGACAGUCGACGUGGUCAAGAGCGCGAAUUUUGCCCUGCAGGUCCUGGGCACCAUCCCCACGGUGCUCAUGGACCAGGUCGAUGGCGCGCAGGUCUAUCUUUCCAAGGAGAGCUCUGCCACGCGCGUCUUUUCGAGCAAGUCGGCGGGGAUUAACCUUAAUGUGAUAGCUGGUGAGGAUGGUGAUUACAAGGAGAUUGCGCUACCGGGGCAGAUUUGUUCGUGGUUUGAUGAGGAGAAGGGGGAUGUGGUUAAUGAGAUUGUUUCGCAUGCCGGUUGA
This is a messenger RNA of Canariomyces notabilis, 1602 nucleotides long. RefSeq lists its product as uncharacterized. Gene Ontology annotation, cellular component: cytoplasm. The record is from RefSeq and is a predicted model, not a curated record. Gene Ontology annotation, biological process: cytoskeleton organization; actin filament organization. Lineage: Eukaryota; Fungi; Ascomycota; Sordariomycetes; Sordariales; Chaetomiaceae. The transcript has 4 exons. Gene Ontology annotation, molecular function: actin binding; adenylate cyclase binding. The coding region runs from base 1 to 1602 and encodes 533 amino acids.